GAUAAUUAAAUUACUGAUAGGAAAAUCAGUGCUGUCCUCAAAAUGUACAAAAUGGCCGUGAAUUUAGUUUUGUUUUGUCUGGCAUUGUUUAUUGUGAACGUUUACAGUGACAUUCUGUGUGAGACCGGUUUUUGUGAGCGUCAUAUUAGACAAAAUCCCUGCGCAGAACCAGCUCCAGACUGCGAUCUAAACAAUGGCACACAUUCUGGAAUUUGGCUGCCUUCGCCAACACUAUGCAACUGUUGCAAAUUCUGUCUCCCGAUGUAUAAUAAAGGAGCUGUGUGUAGUAUUGGAGGACCUGGUACAGGCAUAACUGUGGGCAGAUGUGGGGAAGGUCUUACCUGUGACAACACAACCAGAGUGUGUGUACGAAUGAAGACGAAAUGCCAUGACGCUCAAGACGACUACGACGCUCGUGAAGCCCGCUCCCAGACCGGUUUCACUGAAGUUCGGCCCGAAUGUGAUGAUAAAGGAAAGUUCUUAUCCUACGUCUGCGUGCCUUCACAGACAUGUUUCUGUCAAUCCGAAGACGGCGAGAGGAUUUUCGGUGAAGUGGCCAACACCGGAAGCGUAUCGAUGCCUUGCAGAUGUUCAAGAAUGUUCCACAAAAUCCAGAAAACCAUUUCCAAUAGCGUUCCCUACCCAGUCGUAACAUUGCGAUGUACAUCCGACGGCAACUUCAACCCGGUACAAUGCUUUGACAGGAAAUGUCAUUGUGUUGAUAAAAUAACUGGGAUCAAGACUGGCACAGAAGUCAUAGAUUUGGAUGAGAAAGCGAUUACGGAUUUGCCAUGUUAUGAAGCUGAUUUGGAUCUUUUUCGUCCGAGAAACGUAUCCCAGCGUCCAUUCCAAUACACGACGCCAUGCUACGAGAGCGUCAACGAAAGGCGGCAACUGAUAGACCAAAGUAAAAAAGAUGGUUAUAAUGUUGACUAUUUCUCAAGUUUCACUUCCAUCAACUGCUUACCUGACGGGACGUUCGGACGGACAUUAAUAAAUUCAAAUGGAACAAAAGUAUGUAUUAAUGAACGGAAUGCUAGGAUUGGAAAUUUCGAAGCGAGAAUAAAUACGCCCGAAUAUGAUGACAUGGAUUGCAAAUGCGCGAUAACAUCGUCUCUAAUGAGUUCGUCGGAGCUUCCCCGCUGUUGCUCCAACGGUAACUUCCGUCCAAUACAAUGUCGACGUGGCAGCUGCUACUGUGUGGACUCUGACGGUCGACAGGAAGGGAUGCAAACCGCUGACAUCAGCAGUCUGCCUUGUUACACGGCUAACUGGAGAAAUUGUUGAUGAAUUUUUUUAUAGCAUUACCUUAGUGAUUCGAAAAAUACACAUAUUGAAAUUAAAAACUAAUAAUUAAAUUAAAUAAAUUGUUUUCAAACUUUUAAAAUGA
Danaus plexippus (monarch butterfly) is the source of this 1390-nucleotide messenger RNA. RefSeq lists its product as uncharacterized. The record is from RefSeq and is a predicted model, not a curated record. Lineage: Eukaryota; Metazoa; Arthropoda; Insecta; Lepidoptera; Nymphalidae. The coding region runs from base 43 to 1287 and encodes 414 amino acids. The transcript has 9 exons.